GCUGUUAUUACAAACAGAAAGCACAUGGCUGAGAUUGCAGCAUUCUGUGAUUUCCUGCUGGCUGCCUCCUCAGGUCCCAGGAGUUGGAGGUCAAGUCCUGGAAUACGAAGGAAUGUAUAAAUUAAUUGGUGUUAGUCCCAGGGAGAGUUUUGGACGCGUGUCACACUUCUGAGUCUUUCUGUCACCUUACAGGAAGAAGAAAAGAGCUUUGUCCAGUCUGGACUUAACUGUACAACAUGAAGAAAUCAAUCAGGCGAAUGUUUUCUACUGCUGUAGAGAAGGACAAUGACACCCCGUAUGAGGGGGUCAUCCUACGCACUGAUAGCUGCACCUCAAUACAAGCAGAUCCUCAGCACAUAUUUAAGCUUGUUAAGGAGGGUCAUGUGUGUCGUGUGCGGAGUUUUAUACUGAAGAAUCCUUCUUGCCUGAUGGCCAGAGAUGAUAUCGAGGCCACUCCACUACAUUAUGCUGCAAAACAUGGACACUUGGAAAUUGUGUUCAUGAUAGUCAAUGAGGGUACCGAUGAAGCUCUUAAUGCUCUGGAUAGUAGAGGAGGUACACCACUCCACUGGGCUAUAGUUAAAAACCAGGUGGGCAGUGUCAGAAUUCUCUUAAGCAGAGGAGCUAACCCAAACUUGCUCAACUUUUAUAGACUGGCUCCAAUUCAUAUGGCCAUUCAAUUGCAUCAUAACUCUAUAGUGGAGGAAUUACUGAAUCAUAGCACUACAGAUAUUAAUCUGGAAGGUGACCUUGGGAACUCACCAAUUAUGACUGCUUGCUAUAAGGACAAUGCAGAGGCCCUUAUAAUGCUGUUCAAUCAUGGAGCAAAGCUGUGCAAAAGAAAUAAAAUUGGUUGUUAUCCUAUACACAUGACUGCAUUUGCUGGCUCUUUAAAAUGUAUGGACCUGGUACUAAAAAAAGGGGAAGAAUUUGGGUAUAGUAUUGAAGAUCACAUCAAUUUCACAGACAAUGAGAAAAGCAGCCCGCUCCAUGUGGCAGUUCAAAAUGGACGCUUGGAAAUUGUAAAAGCCUGCAUUGAAUAUGGAGCAAAGAUCGAUCUCAAACAAGUAAACGAUAAUGCCACAGCUCUUCAUUUUGCUUCUACUCAAGGAGCAACUGAAAUUGUCAAGUUCAUGCUCUCAUCCUACACUGGGGAUAAUAAUAUUGUUGAUUUGCCAGAUGGAAAUAAUGAAACACCACUACAUAAAUCGUGUUUGUUUGACCACGCUGACCUGGCAGAUUAUUUAAUAUCUAUGGGAGCAAAUAUUGACAGUAUCGAUAACGAUUUUCGUACACCUCUGCUGCUGGCCACUUCAUGCUCUGCUUGGAAAACUGUGAAUUUACUUCUUGAAAAAGGAGCAAAUGUACAGCUAGCAGAUAACUAUGGACGAAAUUUUCUUCACCUGAUAGUUUUACAGCCUGGAGGUUUAAAAAACAUUACAGCUGAAGUUCUAAAGAGAGAAGACAUCAAGUUACUUGUUAGAGAUGAAGAUGUAGACGGCUGUACACCUCUGCAUUACGCCUGUCGUCACGGAGUUCCAAAUUCUGUGAACAACCUAAUGGGACUUAACGGGUCUCUUUAUUCUAAGAGCAAGGAUAAAAGAUCAGCUUUGCAUUUUGCUGCUUGCUACGGCCGUUAUAACACCUGUGACAGACUUCUGAGAUUUGUGCAUGAUGCUCGACUUCUCAAUGAAGCAGAUGAAAAGGGAAUGACGCCUCUGCAUUUGGCAGCAGAAAAUGGCCAUGACAGAAUAAUUUUUCUUCUGCUGAAGAGGGGAGCUCUCAUGUUAAGCGACUAUCGUGGAUGGGCAGCUCUGCACUAUGCAGCACAUGGAGGCUACACACGAACCAUCAAGACAAUUUUGGAUACAUCUCAUUCUCUCAUUGAUAAACCAGACAAAGAAAAGAACACGGCACUUCACCUGGCUGCUAAAGAAGGACACGCCAAAGCAGUUGCCCUAUUGCUUGAAAGUGGGGCAGCCAUCACUUUAAAUACAAACGAUGCAUCCUUCAUUCAUGAGGCUAUACGUGGCGGGAGGAAGGAUGUUGUAUACGCUACAAUCCAGACUGAAAGGUGGGAGGAGGCACUUGUAACAUUUUCGGAUACUUCUAACUACAAGUGCCCUAUACUUGAAAUGGUUUAUCACCUCCCAGAAAGCUUAAAAUUUCUCUUAGACAGAUGUAUGACAGAAUCACCUGGGGACAAGAAGAGUCCAAAUUACUUUAUUGAAUACAACUUCAGAUAUCUACAAUGUCCCCUGCAAUUCAAGAAGGCAAGCGAGAGGACAAAAAGCGUUCAAUAUGAGCCUCUGACCACCUUAAAUGCCAUGGUGCAACACAACCGUGUUGAACUCCUUUCACACCCAGUUUGUAAAGAAUAUUUAACUAUGAAAUGGAGGGCUUAUGGAUUUAAGGCACAUCUAAUUAACCUUUCAAUCUACUCACUGGGACUUAUUCCCCUCACUCUGCUGAUAAUGAGCGCUAUGGUACCUGGGAGCCCUUCAAAUAAUUCAACUUCAAUCUCAAGUUCAAAUUCAGAACAAGAACCAUUACAACUCAAGGAUUCAUACUUCACACGUAUUUGCAUGAGUAUUGUAUUGUUUAUGAGCAUUUUUGGGAUGUUAAAGGAGAUUAUACAGAUGGGCCAACAGAAACUCGGCUAUCUACUGGACAGCAGUAAUGCUGUAGACUGGACAAUACAUAUUUCAAGCAUAGUGUUUGUAUCAUCUAUAUGUACGAUGUCUACCGAUGUAGAAUUCUGGCAAUGGCAAGCUGGAGCGGUUGCAGUAUUUGCAUCUUGGGUCAACUUUCUGAUUUAUCUGCAGAGGUUUGAAACAUGUGGAAUCUAUAUUGUGAUGUUUUGGGAGAUUCUGAGAACAUUAAUACGAAUUGUUGUCCUCUUCUUUUUCUUGAUCUUGGCAUUUGGACUGAGUUUCUUUGUACUCCUCUACCCCCAGACACCAUUCAGCAAUCCUUUAUUAGCCCUGAUGCAGACGUUUACCAUGAUGCUUGGAGAUAUUAACUAUCACGAUGGGUUCCUUGUCCCGUUCCUUGAAAACCAGAUAGAAAAUCCAGUUUUCACCUUCCUCCAUCUGAUUGUUUUCACAUUGUUAAUUCCGAUCCUAUUGAUGAACCUGCUUAUUGGUCUGGCUGUUGGUGAUAUUGCAGAAGUACAAAGAAAUGCAGCACUUAAAAGGAUUGCAAUGCAGGUGAGCCUGCACACAAAUCUAGAGAAAAAGCUGCCAUACUGGUUUCUGAAGAGGGUGGAUGAAAUGAAUUGCAUUGUGUAUCCCAAUCUUCCAAGAAUCUGGGGACAUGCUGUGCGUUCAACUUUGUUUAAGCAUUUCCUUGAGUGUGAUGGCUUUAAAGUUGAAGCUCCUAUCAAUGAUGCAACGAUGGAACUCGAGCUGUGGAAACAAAAAAACAGGUUGAAGGAUCUAUCCUCAGUUAUGCAGAAGCAGCAUGAACUGAUCAAGCUGAUCAUUCAGAAAAUGGAGAUUGUGUCAGAGGCAGAAGAUGAAGACAAUCAGGAUCAAUUACAGCAUAACAAACCAAGGCAACAGAAGAUGCCUGAAGGCAAAGAAAGCAAGUGGGAUUGUGUGAUGAAAGCUGUGAAGUGCAAAAACGCAAAUUAGGGAAAAAAGUGAUGCUGUCUCUGUGCAUGAUAAGAGGUCAAUCGUAUUUAGUCACAACUUGUUGUAGAUCUAGUUGCAUUUUACCUUUUUUGAUGAUAACUACAUUUAUUUGUAAGUAGGACAAGGACCAGUUGAACAUGUACAGUAUGUUUUGCUUCCUGAUACUUUUGAGCCUCCAUUACAAAUAAUGGCAACCUUUUCCACUCCAACCUUGUUACACCUAAUGCCGCGUACACACGAUCGGGCUUUUGCCCAGCCAAAUCAGACUUUUUCCAUCGGAAAUCCGAUCGCGUGCAUUAGGAUGAGGUUCAGGCUCACUGCUACCACAGGUUGAAGAGGAAUCCCUAGGAUUUGCAAUUUUUACAAAUUGCACACAUUUGGCUAUAAACCUUUCAGGUUUGCCACAAAAAAUAAGUAACACCUAUAAUACAAUCAUCUUUUUCCUAGUCACAAGAUCCAGUAGAUUGAAGGGAUGGAUAACCCAUAUUGCCAGUGUGUGUAACUUGGCCCUGUUAGGGAGAGGUUACAAUUCUGUGUAUCAAUAGAUAAUUAUUUUAGGCCGCGUACACACGAUUGGUCCAUCCGAUGAGAAUGGUCUGAUGGACCGUUUUCAUCGGUCCAAAACG
This is a messenger RNA of Rana temporaria (common frog), 4261 nucleotides long. RefSeq names its product transient receptor potential cation channel subfamily A member 1 (gene TRPA1). Bases 237 to 3635 code for a protein of 1132 amino acids. The record is from RefSeq and is a predicted model, not a curated record. Gene Ontology annotation, molecular function: monoatomic ion channel activity; protein binding. NCBI's taxonomy places the organism in Eukaryota, Metazoa, Chordata, Amphibia, Anura, Ranidae. Gene Ontology annotation, biological process: monoatomic ion transport; transmembrane transport. The transcript has 27 exons. Gene Ontology annotation, cellular component: membrane.